AUGUAUGCUCCGGUUUCAAUUCCCGUUUUAAGAGUCCCAACCAGUUUCUCGGAAGAAGGACAAGCUGAUGCCAAGCCGAAGCCGAAAGACUGGCGUCCAUCAACAUUCUUAUCUUUGGACUUUUCGGUUCACCUUUCGGUGUCUCUAUCAAACGUAACUCCAUAUCGAGCGAUAAGGUUUGACACGGUUGAUACGAAUCAUGACGAUUGCUAUAAUGUCACAACAGGGCGAUUUACUGCACCGCUUAAAGGAUUGUAUGUUUUCUUUGCCACAAUAACUACCACCGAAAGACUUAAAGCAUCGCUAUGUUUUAUUCAUAAGUUCCACCCUGUGGACCAAUCGAGAGUGAAGGAAAGGGAGCAACUAGUAGAAGGGUUUAACAACAAAACUAUAGCUGUGGUGCUGACACUUGAUAAAGAGGACGAUGUUUGGGUUCUAAAUGUUUCCAAGGUGUCAGAUGUCAGCCAAAUGCAAGAACCUUACUACACAUCUUUCUCGGGUGGUUUAGUUGAUAAACUUACUUCAGACUGA
Molecule: messenger RNA, 531 nt
Organism: Ruditapes philippinarum (Manila clam)
Lineage: Eukaryota; Metazoa; Mollusca; Bivalvia; Venerida; Veneridae
Product: complement C1q tumor necrosis factor-related protein 6-like
Exons: 2
Coding region: 1-531 (176 amino acids)
Molecular function (GO): protein binding
Source: RefSeq, a predicted model, not a curated record